CAGCGGGUUACAGUGGGGCGUCGUCCUCCCCACAGCGCAUCGACCGCUAAUCGGCGGGGAAGUGCCGGACCGGCCGCUGGAUCUGAACCUCACCACAGCUCCUGGGUGUCAGUCACCAAAGACAUCAAAAAAAGAAAAGUGACAAGAACAAGAUAUCUGGGUAUCUUCACAUGCUUCCAUUCCAUCUCAUCAGUAAGCCGCAAUGAGAUCCAAGCCGAUGCUCGAUGCCGAACUCCGACCCCCCAUCGACGUUGAGUGAGGAGACGCCCGAAAUUUGUUUCCUCCCGGCGCCCAAAUCUAUCUCCGACCACCUCGGCCCUUUCCGACCCCCCAUGUUCUGGUGACGUAGAACACCACUUGGCGCAGCCCAAACGGAAGGGACCUGUUGAUUGCAAGAUCGGAUGGCAGAUUUGCAUGCCUGCCUGUCGCGCCCGCAUCCGCGCCGUGCCGGCCGGGUGGGUUGGACGACGCUGUGUUUUGGUAGUCGACCUUCCCUUUGCCACGGCGUUGAGACAGCGAAUGCUUUAAGACCAAAGGGAUUGUUUUGUGUUUAUUUGCGGUUGCGAUACCGGUCGUUGAGUCUUGAUUGCUUUUGUGCCGGAGGCAUUGAAGCAAGAUGAGGAACUUGGCCAGUGUUGUUGGACGGCGCGCCGUUGCGCUUUCUUCGAGGGGAUCGUGUGCAAGACAGCUUCAGUCGAGCUUGAGGAUCGAGGCGACGACAUCAACCUCACAGCCAAAUAUUACCAUUAACUACGCCCAGAGCAGGUUUUUUUCUCACACGCGACCGUGGAGGAGAGAGAUUCCGGUUUCUGAGCCCAAAAGAGGAGGCUCCAAGGUGUGGGCGUCAGCAGAUGAAGCCGUGGCCGACAUCAAGAGCGGCUCCGUCCUGCUCAGUGCUGGAUUUGGCCUUUGCGGUGUAGCUUCAACCCUCAUCGCCGCCAUCCGCCGCCGCGGCCCCGAAUCCCUCCACUCCCUCACCGCAGUCUCCAACAACGCCGGCUCGGAAGGUCGCGGCGGCCUUGCCCUCCUCACCGAAAACGGCCAAAUCGACCGCAUGAUCAUGUCGUACCUCGGCGCCAACAAAAAGCUCGAAAAGCAAUACCUCACGGGCCAGAUCGCCGUCGAGCUCUGCCCCCAGGGCACCAUCGCCGAAAGAAUCCGCGCCGCCGGCUCGGGCAUCCCGGCCUUCUUCACCCCCACCGGAGGCAACACCCUCAUCCAAUCCGGCUCCCUCCCGACCCGGUACUCCCCCGACGGAACCGUGGUCGAGUUUUCCGCCCCGCGAGAAACCCGCAUCUUCAACGGCAAAGCCUACCUGAUGGAAACCGCCCUCCCCGGCGACGUGGCCAUCCUCCGCGCCUGGAAAGUCGACAAGGCCGGCAACUGCGUUUUUCGUCACACGACCAAAACUUUUGCCCCCUUGAUGGCAAAGGCUGCCAGGAUUGCCAUUGUGGAGGCGGAAAAUAUUGUUGAGGUUGGGGAGCUCGACCCGAGCGAGGUUAAUCUCCCGGGCAUAUACAUUGACCGGAUCGUCCCAGCGACCGAACGCCCCCAAGUAGAAAUUGUCAAGACCCGCUCCCCACCGGAAUUCUCCUCGUCGCCUCCAAAAGAGGAAGCACCCGCUCAGGCGAAAAGAAACCGCAUCGCCCGCCGCGCCGCCAAAGAGCUCAAACCAGGCUUCUACGUCAACCUCGGCGUCGGCAUCCCCACCCUCGCGCCUUCUUUCCUUCCCCCGGGGCAGGAAGUCUGGAUUCAGUCGGAGAAUGGCAUCCUCGGCAUGGGGGAUUACCCCCUCCCGGAAGAGGUCGAUCCUGACAUUAUCAACGCCGGGAAAGAAACCACCACCCUCGUCCCCGGCGCCUCGACGUUUGACUCGAGCGAGAGCUUUUCCAUGAUUAGGGGGGGACACGUAGAUGUUUCCAUCUUGGGGGCGCUGCAGGUGAGUGCGGGGGGGGAUUUGGCGAACUAUAUGAUACCGGGCAAGGUGUUCAAGGGGAUGGGGGGGGCGAUGGAUUUGGUGAGCAAUCCGGAGGGGACAAAGAUCGUGGUCGCGACGGAGCAUACGGCCAAGGACGGGACGAGCAAGAUUGUGGCGGUUUGCGGGCUGCCGAUUACGGGGAGGGGGGUGGUGAGCACAAUUAUCACUGAUCUGGCGGUUUUCCAGGUCGACAGGAAGAAGGGGACGCUCACGCUGACGGAGAUCGCGCCGGGGGUGGAUGUCGAGGAGGUGAGGAGAAAGACCGAUGCGGGCUUUGCGGUGGCGGAGGAGUUGAUUGUCAUGGAGUAGGCGAGAGGUGGGAAGCAUGAUGGCCUGGUGUUGUUUUGUCAUUGUCAUUCAUGAACAUGUAUAUACCAUACCGUCUUUUUGCAAUAAAUACAUGUCAAACCUCUUGUCUCUCUC
Podospora pseudopauciseta is the source of this 2401-nucleotide messenger RNA. RefSeq lists its product as uncharacterized. The record is from RefSeq and is a predicted model, not a curated record. Gene Ontology annotation, molecular function: succinyl-CoA:3-oxo-acid CoA-transferase activity. Gene Ontology annotation, biological process: ketone body catabolic process. Bases 617 to 2287 code for a protein of 556 amino acids. Lineage: Eukaryota; Fungi; Ascomycota; Sordariomycetes; Sordariales; Podosporaceae. The transcript has 3 exons.